This is a messenger RNA of Penicillium maclennaniae, 2373 nucleotides long. Its product is annotated as serine/threonine/tyrosine protein kinase MPS1. Gene Ontology annotation, molecular function: ATP binding; protein serine/threonine kinase activity; protein serine/threonine/tyrosine kinase activity. Gene Ontology annotation, cellular component: nucleus; kinetochore; spindle. The coding region runs from base 1 to 2373 and encodes 790 amino acids. Gene Ontology annotation, biological process: chromosome segregation; protein localization to kinetochore; peptidyl-serine phosphorylation. The record is from RefSeq and is a predicted model, not a curated record. The transcript has 2 exons. Lineage: Eukaryota; Fungi; Ascomycota; Eurotiomycetes; Eurotiales; Aspergillaceae.
AUGGCCUCACCAAAUUCCCUGUCUUCAGCGUAUCAUAGCGGCCUCUAUCAACAAUCAUCUCGGCCCAUGACCCGAUCCGCGGUUUCACAUUCGGGUUCCAGACGGUCGUCUCCGGCGCUCCACGCCGACCCCAAAACAACGUUACCACGAAACUAUGCCGGCGGUGACAGCUCCGAUGAAGAGGUUCCCGAACCCAAGUUCAGCGCGUCUGUGAAGGCUCUUUUGGAUGGAGAUGGAUUGGCUUCUUCGCCGAGUCGUCGAGCCGCUUCGUACGAGCGACGAUCAGCCGCCAGUGCAAGGCAACACAGUCAAUCGCCACGGAACGCCUCACCCCAUGAUCGCUCCGACGGAAGCCCUGCCCCAAGAGUUGUGCGCAUCGGCGCGAUCUCCUCUGCCUCGCGAUUCUCGCGCGAAGGCUCUCCACUAUCAAACAGCCAUAGUGCCGAGUCCGAGGCCCAAGACCGUCCCAAUGAUUUCAUUACUCCUGCUUCUCGACCUCGAAGUGUUAGGAUCAAUGCUUCGCGCAGCGGUACGCGCUCCCCAACUUCCGUCUCACCAUCUGUGAAACGCUCUACAGAGCGUCACUCGGGCGAUGAAUUUAGAAGCGCCGAUCGGUCUAAUAGUGAUCGAAAGUCGCCACUUGAUGAUGACCCGAUAUCUCGAGUCGGAUCAUCCUCUGUGCUGCGUGGUCGCAACGCGGACGAGGUUGGUCCCCAGAGUUCUCUGCGAGUGAAACGAGUUGGACGACUAACUGGUUCAUUUUUGAAUGGACCUGCCCGCCGAGGCGUUUUGCGCCGGCAAAGUGAAGAGAACAAUGAAGGAAAUUACCCAUUGAAUGAAGAUGCUCGAGAGCAUGAAGAUUAUGAUCAUGCUGAAUAUCAGUCCCGGAAAGCAUCGUCACCCAAGGUCUCAUGGGCUGAUCCUAGUCCACCACAUGAAAGCGAGCACCGUCGCACAGAACAGCCAGCAAGCAUGGCAACAGGCGAGGGUCUCUUCUCAAGAUCAUCGUCGCCCAAAUCUUAUGGGUCUCAAUCAAAGUCGACACCGGGAUCCUCAGACAACUCUGCAAGGUCGUCCGGCGCAAGGGAACAGCCCGCAUUCAAGGUUCCUUCUUUACCACCCCUACCAUCUGUCAGGGAUCAAGAAAACGAACCACCGCCCACUUUCAAACGGUCAAAACCCCAGGGUUUGAACCUGUUGGACAAGCCUGAGAAGUUGUUGGUCGCGUACGAUACCGAUAAGAAAGAUGCGGCGGAGACACCGGCAGGAAAUUCACCACCAAAUGGCGGUGCAUCUCAAUCCCGAAAGAAACGAACCCAAGUUUCCAUCAACCACAAGCAUUUUACUCGACUCGACUGUAUUGGGCGUGGUGGUAGCUCUCGUGUGUAUCGUGUGAUGGCCGAGAACUAUAAGAUCUUCGCGCUCAAGCGUGUGAAUUUGGAAGAUGUCGACCCAGUUACAUUAACUGGAUACAAAGGCGAGAUUGAUUUAUUGAAAAAGCUCGAGAAUGUUGACCGUGUUGUGCGACUGUUUGAUUGGGAGCUCAACAUGGACAAGCAUUGUCUUAGUGUGCUGAUGGAGAUUGGUGAAUCCGAUCUGGAGAAAAUCCUUGUAUAUCGACUCAACGCCGAAGACGCGGUUCUUGACAUUAACUUUACUCGCUUCUACUGGAAAGAGAUGCUUGAGUGUGUCCAAGCCGUCCACGACUACAACAUCGUCCAUUCGGAUUUGAAACCGGCCAACUUCCUCAUGGUCCAAGGACGGUUGAAACUAAUCGAUUUCGGUAUUGCCAACGCCAUUCAAGACCAUACUGUGAAUGUCCACCGAGAACAACAAGUUGGCACCCCGAAUUACAUGUCUCCCGAAGCCAUGAUCGACUCAAAUGCAUCACUCGGACUGCCGGCAAGCGUUGGCAAAGUUAUGAAACUGGGUAAGCCCAGCGAUGUGUGGAGUUUGGGCUGCAUUCUGUACAAGAUGGUGUAUGGACAGCCCCCAUUCGCCAAAAUUGCUAAAUACUACGAACGCAUUAUGGCCAUUCCAAACCCUCGCGUCAAGAUCGACUUCCCAGCCCAUGGUGUUGGCGGUGUUCCUGUUCCUCCGGGACUGAUCAAGACCCUUAAACGCUGCCUGCAGCGUGACCAGACCCUCCGGCCUACCAUCGAAGAAAUGCUCGGCCCCCGUGACCCCUUCCUGCACCCGGACGCCCAGCUUGAAGGAGCCGUGCCUGUCACUCAGGACAUGCUUGGACGUAUCCUGGCCAACGUUAUCAAUCACUGCAAAGUCCGAGGCAUUCCUAAGGAAGAAGAGCUUGCCGCAUGGCCUGCAGGUUUCUUCGCCAAAAUCAAAUCAGCCCUAGAGGAAGAAAAUUCCUGA